CGAAGGUAAACAUACUGCAAGAGAUUCUCGAUAAAUUAAGCGUCAAAGUAAACUAAGUUUCGAUAGUGCAGAGGCUUAUUCGUGCGAGUUCACAUCGGCCACCGUUCCGGCAAACACUUUCCCGGAAUAUUAAUCGCAUCGAUGAAACUGUAUUUCUCUCCUUUACGCUGCCUUCAGCGUGCUCUUCCAAUAAAAUCACAACGGGGACUCAACGCGAGCGUACUCGAGUACUUGAAGCCGGAAGCAGUACUCAGCGAGGAGAACCGGAAGUACUUUAUCGGGAGAUUCAAAGCUCGUAAAUCUAAGAAAGAAUUGGACGAGAAAAUAUCGCGAGCAGCUAUCUUGGUACCAUUAUGCAAGCACGAAGGCGAACUGGGAUUCUUGUACACUCUGAGGUCCACAAAAUUGACCUCGAAUCGGGGACAAGUUUCAUUUCCUGGUGGUAUGUACGACGACGAGGAUCGUAACCUUGAGGAAACUGCGCUACGCGAGACCUGGGAGGAGCUUAACAUCCCAAGAGAGAAGAUCGUUGUUUGGACUUCCGGUAACAUGAUCGACAAGAAGAACGUUCAUGUGUUGCCCGUUUUCGGCUACAUUGGCGAGGUCGAUCCGAAUAAGCUGCAAAUUAAUACCCGCGAAGUAGAAGAGGCAUUCUUCCUUAGCCUAAGAAACCUUUGCGAUCCGUCUCUAUGUCGCUUCACUCAUUUCCGUAACAAUUACACGUUGCCAGUUUAUUUGGGCGGGAAACACCGCGUCUGGGGUUUCACCGCAGCAGUAACGCACAUGACUUUAAACGCUCUUGUACCUGACGCGUAUAAACAUAAACUCCCGUAUCUGUGGCCAAUUAUCCCGCCGAUCAAAGAUAAGCCCAAAAAUAACGGUCAUUCGUGAAAUUAUGUAUAGAAUCUGUACUUUCCGUUCUGCUACGUGUAUACUGUAACUGAU
Messenger RNA from Dufourea novaeangliae, 945 nucleotides. RefSeq names its product nucleoside diphosphate-linked moiety X motif 8. NCBI's taxonomy places the organism in Eukaryota, Metazoa, Arthropoda, Insecta, Hymenoptera, Halictidae. Bases 142 to 891 code for a protein of 249 amino acids. The transcript is spliced from 2 exons. Gene Ontology annotation, molecular function: coenzyme A diphosphatase activity. The record is from RefSeq and is a predicted model, not a curated record.